Messenger RNA from Didymodactylos carnosus, 756 nucleotides. NCBI's taxonomy places the organism in Eukaryota, Metazoa, Rotifera, Eurotatoria, Philodinida, Philodinidae. The record is from the annotation of a GenBank genome assembly.
AUGUUUAGAGAUUCUUAUCCCCAAAAUCCUCUUACAUGUUUACAAUCGUUAAUUGGGAAACCUGACCAAGAAAUAUCGAUUCGUCGAAAACUAGACAUGGCUUGUAACAUCGCUAGUGGAAUGAGAAAAAUUCAUGAACAUAAUAUGAUACACCGAGACAUACGACCGGAUAAUAUUCUGGUUAACAAUAAGUUCAUAGCAAAAAUUGGUGAUAUGGGAAUUGCGAGAACAGUCGAUCAAAAUAAUCAGCAUACACAAAUUGGUUGUCAGUCAUUUAUGUCUUUAGAAUUCUAUAAGGGUAAAGGAAAUAAAGCCGUUUAUGAUCAAAAACUAGACAUACACACGUUUGGAUUGACACUGAAUGCCUUACUCACCGAUACAAAACAUGGUUUUCACCCUCUCACCAGACAAAAACUUUUGAUCAAACAAAGUCCAGUAUUCUGGGAUCUCAUAAGUCGCUGUACUGACGACGAUCCAGAGCAUCGACCAACAGCAUUUGAGAUAGAAAAAACAUUAGAACUGUACAAUGUCGCUUUCAAACAACUAGUUCUUCAAAAGGAAUCGACCUAUGUUAACUUGUCAUUUGAGGACAAAAACCGACGAUUCGUUGAAUUUUAUGAAUUUUUCAAUCCGAAAGCCACUAAAUAUCUUGAAAAGAAAUUUCCAAGAGUGAUUCGGGACAAUAACGACACCAAUAAAUUUACUUUGAUUAAUACCGAUCCUGAUAAAAAAGUCGAUAUUUGUUUUGUACAAUAA